Molecule: messenger RNA, 1390 nt
Organism: Sorex fumeus (smoky shrew)
Lineage: Eukaryota; Metazoa; Chordata; Mammalia; Eulipotyphla; Soricidae
Gene: OPRM1
Product: opioid receptor mu 1
Exons: 4
Coding region: 77-1282 (401 amino acids)
Biological process (GO): neuropeptide signaling pathway; sensory perception of pain; G protein-coupled opioid receptor signaling pathway
Cellular component (GO): membrane; neuron projection
Molecular function (GO): morphine receptor activity; neuropeptide binding; G-protein alpha-subunit binding
Source: RefSeq, a predicted model, not a curated record
CGUGGAACCUGAAAAGUCUGGGUGCUUGCAGUUACCUUCUCUCUCUCUGGGCGUCCGCCGGCGGGCCGUCAGCACCAUGGACAGCGGCAGCGUCCCGGUGAAUGCCAGCAACUGCACCGACCCCUUCGCCCGCGCUUCCAGUUGCGCCCCAGCACCUGGUCCCAGUUCCUGGGUCAACUUCUCCCACUUAGAUGGCAACCGGUCGGAUCCGUGCGGUCCGAACAGCACUGAGCUGGGCAGGAGCGACGGCUUGUGCCCCCCGACCGGCAGCCCCUCCAUCAUCACCGCCAGCAUCAUCAUGGCCCUCUACUCCAUCGUGUGCGUGGUGGGUCUCUUCGGAAACUUGCUGGUCAUGUUUGUGAUUGUCAGAUACACCAAAAUGAAGACUGCCACAAACAUCUACAUUUUCAACCUUGCUCUGGCAGAUGCCUUAGCAACCAGUACUCUUCCCUUCCAGAGCGUCAAUUACCUACUGGGAACAUGGCCCUUUGGAACCACUCUCUGCAAGAUUGUGAUCUCCAUAGAUUAUUAUAACAUGUUUACCAGCAUAUUCACCCUCUGCACCAUGAGUGUUGAUCGCUAUAUUGCAGUGUGCCACCCUGUCAAGGCCCUGGAUUUUCGUACUCCCCAUAAUGCCAAAAUUAUCAAUGUCUGUAAUUGGAUCCUCUCUUCAGCCAUUGGUCUGCCUGUUAUGUUCAUGGCAACUACAAAAUAUAGGCAUGGUUCCAUAGAUUGUACACUAACAUUUUCUCACCCAACCUGGUAUUGGGAGAAUCUUUUGAAAAUCUGUGUUUUCAUCUUUGCCUUUAUCAUGCCCGUCCUCAUCAUUACAGUGUGCUAUGGGCUGAUGAUCUUACGUCUCAAGAGUGUGCGUAUGCUCUCUGGCUCCAAAGAGAAAGAUCGGAACCUGCGAAGAAUCACCAGAAUGGUGUUAGUGGUUGUAGCUGUGUUUAUCAUCUGCUGGACUCCCAUUCACAUUUAUGUCAUAAUUAAAGCCUUGAUUACAAUCCCCGAAACUACUUUUCAGACUGUCUCCUGGCACUUCUGCAUUGCUCUAGGUUAUACAAACAGCUGCCUGAACCCAGUCCUUUAUGCAUUUCUGGAUGAAAACUUCAAACGAUGCUUCAGAGAGUUCUGUAUCCCAACUUCCUCUACCAUUGAGCAGCAAAACUCUACCCGAAUUCGGCAGAACACAAGAGAUCAUCCCUCCACGGCCAACACAGUGGAUAGGACUAACCACCAGCUAGAAAAUCUGGAGGCAGAAACUGCUCCAUUGCCCUAAAUUCCUCAUGCCAUUCAACCCUCACUGAUCUGGAAAACCACGGGGACUCAGUAGCAAAUCACUGCAGGACAUUUGGGAGGCUCUAGUUUCCUAGGAAAGAGCCACCUU